Carlito syrichta (Philippine tarsier) is the source of this 1716-nucleotide messenger RNA. RefSeq names its product S-antigen visual arrestin (gene SAG). Gene Ontology annotation, cellular component: photoreceptor inner segment; photoreceptor outer segment. The coding region runs from base 371 to 1576 and encodes 401 amino acids. Gene Ontology annotation, biological process: signal transduction; G protein-coupled receptor internalization. Lineage: Eukaryota; Metazoa; Chordata; Mammalia; Primates; Tarsiidae. Gene Ontology annotation, molecular function: G protein-coupled receptor binding. The transcript is spliced from 16 exons. The record is from RefSeq and is a predicted model, not a curated record.
GUGAGCUGGGUGACUCAUACAUCUGUGAGACCCUCUGUACAGAGUCUGGGGGGUGGCUUGCUUAAUGCCCAAAACUGCUGAAACUGCCAGUUCACCAUCUCAACGCUAAUCCGACUCUGCUCCUUUAAUAGGAUUUGCUUCUAGACAUUGAGACCUAAGUGCUGGGCAUCCCCGCCAGAUUCCCUACAAAUUCUGCACACACAUAGGCUGAAGCUUCACUGGUGCUUCUGGUGAGCCAGUACCAGCUUGCUCAGAGCAGGGGCUGGCUGCUUGUCAUCCAGGGGCAUAGAGACCCUUUCCUGCUACCUGGCCCAUCCUACCUGGUUGGUGACAAAUCACAAGGUAGAAGAAGUUGCCCGGGACAGAUAACAUGGCAGCCAGCGGGAAGAGGUCUACACAGAACCAUGUUAUCUUCAAGAAGAUCUCCCGAGACAAAUCGGUGACCAUCUACCUGGGAAAGAGAGACUAUAUAGACUAUGUCAGCCAAGUACAGCCUGUAGAUGGUGUCGUAUUGGUUGAUCCUGACCUCGUGAAGGGAAAGAAAGUGUACGUCUCUUUGACCUGUGCCUUCCGAUAUGGCCAGGAGGACAUUGAUGUGAUGGGACUGACCUUCCGCAGGGACCUAUACUUUUCCCGGGUCCAGGUGUACCCUCCUGUGGGGGCCGCAAGCACCCCCACAAAACUGCAGGAGAGCCUCCUCAAGAAGCUGGGGGCUAAUACAUACCCCUUUCUGCUCACGUUUCCUGACUACCUGCCCUGUUCAGUGAUGUUGCAGCCAGCUCCACAAGACGUAGGGAAGGCCUGUGGGGUCGACUUUGAGGUCAAAGCAUUUAGCACAGACAGCGCUGGUACUGAAGAGGACAAAAUCCCCAGGAAGAGCUCUGUGCGUUUACUGAUCCGGAAAGUACAACAUGCUCCACCGGAGACAGGUCCCCAGCCCCAAGCUGAGGCAGCCUGGCAGUUCUUCAUGUCUAACAAGCCCCUGCACCUUGCAGUCUCCCUCAGCAAAGAGCUAUAUUUCCAUGGAGAGCCAAUCCCUGUGACCGUGACUGUUACCAAUAACACGGAGAAAACAGUGAAGAAGAUUAAAGUAUUUGUGGAGCAGGUGGCCAACGUGGUUCUCUACUCAAGUGAUUAUUACGUCAAGCCUGUGGCCAUGGAGGAAGCACAAGAAAAAAUUCUACCAAACAGCUCUUUGACCAAGACACUGACACUGAUACCUUUGCUGGCUAACAAUCGAGAAAGGAGAGGCAUUGCACUGGAUGGGAAAAUCAAGCAUGAGGACACGAACCUUGCCUCCACCACCAUCAUUAAGGAGGGCAUAGACCGGACUGUGCUAGGGAUCCUGGUGUCUUACCAGAUCAAGGUGAAGCUCACGGUGUCAGGCUUUCUGGGAGAGCUCACCUCCAGUGAAGUGGCUACUGAGGUCCCAUUCCGCCUCAUGCACCCCCAGCCUGAGGAUCCAGCUAAGGAAAGUUAUCAGGAUGCAAAUUUGGUUUUUGAGGAGUUUGCUCGCCAGAAUCUGAAAGAUACAGGAGACACCGAGGAAGGGAAGAAAGACAAGGACGAUGAGUAAAGACGUUGGAUCAGGAUGCUGGGAAAUGACCUGUAGUGACCAAUGUGGCGAGCAGUCUCACAGUGUAGCCCUUUAGAAUUAUGCUAAAUCAGAAGUCUGAGUCUUCUUUCCAGAAAUAAAGCUUGUCUAUUCUUCCCUGG